AUGGCGUCUUCCACCAACAGCCCCGCGCCGGCGCCACACGUUGCCGCCAUGGCCGAAUGGACAUGCCCGGAACAACAGCGUCAACUCUACCUUGGACAUCGCUAUCCCGAGCCAACCUGCCAUGUUGCAUUCAGCAUGCGCUUUGACGGACACACCCGAGCAGCUUUCUUCAAGCUCCGAGUGCCCGUCGCGCCCAAAUGCCAGUCCAAGAAGACCAACAUCUUCGUCUUCGUCUAUCCCGAACGCAUCUCGACACUCGAACAGUCUACCCCAUCUGAGCUGCCGGAAGCCGUGCGGAUUGCGUUUCCUAUCUUAUCCAAUAAUGCUAUUCUUCAACUACGCUUCACCCUGUCCACUCCGUGUGCUAUCAUCGUUCCCGCCGAAACUCCACUCGCGCCCAAGUCCGCUGCCUCCGUGAAUUUGCUCCGACGCGUUUGGUCUCUUACACAAGCUACACAGCUCACCGUAUAUUUCGCCGCCAAAGGCCAACCAAAGCACUCUCUCGCAACCAUGUGUGAACUGGCAAGCACCAACAAGCUCAAGUCCGACCCCUCUGAACUGCGCCUGGAGACACUAUACGCUGGAAAUGGAGCCAAGGCUAUCGAAGGUGUAGACCUGGUCUUCCCGUUUGACCACGAGGGUCCUCCAGAGAGUCCGCCUUCGUAUGAUGAGCUCGCCCUCCCUCCGCCGCCUAGACCUCAGGUUAAAGAGUCGCAGUCUCUCGCCACACUAGAACCGCCCAGGAAGAAAUCCAGGCUGCGAAGUCCUUCGCCUAAUCCUGCUGCAGAGCUGGUGCAAAAGCAAGCAUUACAGCUGAUACGCGACGAGCUCCGAGAAGAGAUGCGGCGUGAAGUGCGUGAACAGUUCCUACAAUCUGAUGAGGAGUGGCGCAAGAAGAUGCAGGAGAUGCGAGACGAAGUCCGGCAAGAGCUUGCGCAGCAGUUACGGGACCAGGCCAAAGAAGAGGUGACACAACAGAUACGAGACCAGAUUAAGGAGGAGGUCACGCAACAUGUGCAGGCCGAGCUGCAGCAACUGCAAACUCAACACAAGGAGAGACUUCAAGAACUGGAGGACCUUAUCGAGCAACGGACAGAAUCUCUUCGGGAGGACUUGCUACAGGACAUCGAGGCCGUCGCCGACGAGACGACCGAAAUCGUCGAUUUGCGUGUUGACGAGCAAAUAUUGAACAUAAAAGAUGAGCUCAAGGGAUAUAUGGCCGAAGAAAUAAAAGAUGUGGAGGAGAGGAUUAAAGACGAUAUCGAACAGGGCGAAGUCUCUUUCCAGUUCACUAGGUAA
Diplodia corticola is the source of this 1299-nucleotide messenger RNA. RefSeq names its product centrosome-associated protein cep250. The record is from RefSeq and is a predicted model, not a curated record. The transcript has 2 exons. The coding region runs from base 1 to 1299 and encodes 432 amino acids. NCBI's taxonomy places the organism in Eukaryota, Fungi, Ascomycota, Dothideomycetes, Botryosphaeriales, Botryosphaeriaceae.